AUGACUGCGGUAACAGAAGCUGAUGAACACAUCUACUACUGCAGAAUCACUACUGAUGUUGAGGGUGGAAACUGGACUGGUGUUCCUGGAGUUCAGCUGGACGUCACAGACCUGCAGGUGGAGACACAACAGAUUGUUAAAGAGGGAGACUCAGUGACUCUGAGCUGUAAAAGCAGCUGCUCUCUGCCUGAAGAAACUACAUUCAUCUGGUACAGAAACACAGAGAGAUUAAAUAAAGGAAUCAGAACAGAGAAUCAGCUUCAUCUGCAGUCAGUCAGCUAUUAUGAUGCUGGAUAUUAUCAGUGUGCUGUAGGAGGAAAUGAACAUCUGAUCUCUCCUGCUGUUUAUGUCAAAGUAGGAUCGGUUUAUGGUCUGGUGGAUUGGGGAGUGAGUUACAGUCCUUCAUAUGUUUGUGCAUUAAAGGGAUCAACAGUGAAAAUAUCCUGUACUUCAACACAUGCUGAUUAUCAUCUUAUGAAAUCUGUCUCAACCAAACCUGCUGUAACUGGUGAAGAACCUCCAGACCUGUGUACAGAUCCAGACAAAAGAGGAGGAAUUCAGUGUGUCAGAGAUAAAGACACUUUAAUCAUCACUUUGACUGCAGUAACAGAAGCUGAUAAACACAUCUACUACUGCAGAUUCACAGAUAAAGAGAAUAAAAGAUGGACUGUGAUUCCUGGAGCUCGUCUUGAUGUCACAGACCUGCAGGUGGAGACACAGCAGACUGUUGUAGAGGGAGGUUCAGUCACUCUGAGCUGUAAAAGCAGCUGCUCUCUGCCUGAAGAAACUACAUUCAUCUGGUUCAGAAAGACAGAGAGAUUAACUGGAGAAACACUGAAUAAUCAGCUUCACCUGCAGUCAGUCACCUAUAAUGAUGCUGGAGAAUAUAGAUGUGCUGCAGGAGGAAAUGAACAUCUGAAAUCUCCACCUGUUUUUCUCAAAGUUGGUUGGAUUAAUAGUCUGCAGUAUUGGGGAGUGAAAUACAGCCCUUCAUCUGUUUGUGCAUUAAAAGGAUCAACAGUGACAAUGUCUUGUACUCCAACAUAUACUGAUGAUUAUAAGCUCACACCAGACUUCUGGACCAAAACUUCUAAAACUGAUGGAGAAACACCAGACCUGUGUACAGACCCUGAUAAAACAGGAAGAGUUCAGUGUGUCAGAGAUAAAGACACUUCCAGCAUCACUUUGACUGCAGUAACAGAAGCUGAUAAACACAAAUAUUACUGCAGCUGUACAGAUAAGUGGAAUAGAAGAUGGACUGUGGUUCCUGGAGUUUGGCUUGAUGUCAAAGACCUGCAGGUGGAGACACAGCAGACUGUUGUAGAGGGAGAUUCAGUGACUCUGAGCUGUAAAAGCAGCUGCUCUCUGCCUGAAGAAACUACAUUCAUCUGGUACAGAAACACAGAGAGAUUAACUGGAGAAACACUGAAUAAUCAGCUUCAGCUGCAGUCAGUCAGUCGCUCUGAUGCUGGAGAAUAUAGAUGUGCUGCAAGAGGAAAUGAACAUCUGAAAUCUCCACCUGUUCAUCUCAGUGUUGAAUACAAACCAAACAGCGUCUCAGUGUCCGUCAGUGGAUCUGCUGUAAUAGUGUCUGGAGAUUCAGUGACUCUGAGCUGCAGCAGCGACUCAAACCCUCCUGCUGUGAACUUCACCUGGUUUAAGGAGGGUCAAAGCUCAGCUGUUGGAUCUGGACAGAGUUUUAACAUCUCCAGCUUUAACUCCAGUGACAGUGAUCGAUACUACUGUGAGGCUGAGAAUAAAUAUGGCUCUCAGAGAUCAGAGUCUGUUUCAGUCACUGAAGGGGUUCAGAGAUCUGCUCUGCUCACACUUACUGGAGCUGUGGCGGGAUGUGGAGGAUUGAUCUUCAUCAUCAUCUUCAUUAUUGUGUUCAUAUGGUGA
Danio rerio (zebrafish) is the source of this 1899-nucleotide messenger RNA. Lineage: Eukaryota; Metazoa; Chordata; Actinopteri; Cypriniformes; Danionidae. The record is from RefSeq and is a predicted model, not a curated record.